This is a messenger RNA of Teleopsis dalmanni, 7321 nucleotides long. RefSeq lists its product as uncharacterized. The transcript has 7 exons. NCBI's taxonomy places the organism in Eukaryota, Metazoa, Arthropoda, Insecta, Diptera, Diopsidae. The record is from RefSeq and is a predicted model, not a curated record. Bases 174 to 7022 code for a protein of 2282 amino acids.
GCAAAAGUUAUAAUUGUAUAAAAUCAGAAUACAUUUAGUGAAAUGUUAUGAACUAAAAAUAUAUGUACGAAAAACUUACAUAUAAAAUAUUAGCAAAAAGUCUUUACAAUUACAUGUAUAGUAAAUAAUAGUUAAUUUUUAAACAUAUGUAUUGUAUAUUAAAAUAAUUUAGAAUGUCAGAUAGCAGUGAUAAUGAUUAUCAGCCUCGUCCAUCGGGCAGUAAUAAGCAUCCGAAAAGGAAAAGUAGAAUUGUAAUGCGUAUAGAAUUCGACGAUUCUGAUGAGACAUCAUCAAGCAGCGCAAGUGGUGCAGACGAUGACAUUGAUGAAAAGCCAACUUGUUCAAGAAACUUACGUACUAGAAACAAAAUAACUACUAAAGGUGAUAACAAUAAUGACAACUUCGAUGAGUCUCAAGAAAAUAUAAGAAGAUCUUUACGGAAUCGACGUUCAAAUAUUUUAAAUAUAAAAGACGACAGUGAGGAUUAUUCAUCAAGUGGAAGUGAGGUCAUUCGGUUAACUAAAUCUCGCGUUAAAUCUAAAACUGUUAAAAAAUAUAUAGAAUCAGAUGAAGAACAAGAUUUGAUUGAUUCUUCAACCACAGCAAAUCAGCAACCAAAAGAAGAUGGUGGUUUUACUUCUGAUAGUAGCAGUAAUGAGCUUUUAGAAAAAUGCCCAAUUUGUCUAGUGACGUUUCGUCAACAAGAAAUUGGAUCUCCUUCGACUUGCGAACACGUAUUUUGUGCAAAAUGCAUUGAAGCAUGGUCAAAGAAUGUACAAACCUGUCCAAUUGAUCGGAUAGCGUUUAAUAGGAUAAUUGUGCGCGACACAUAUGAAAAUCGAAAAAUUGUACGUGAAAUUGAUGUCGAUUUAGAAAAAAGCCAUAAAGAAUACAUGUCCGAAAGUGAAAUCAAUGUUGAUGAAGAAUUUACUAACUGUGAGAUAUGUUCUAGACCAGAUCGUGAGGAUGUUAUGCUACUGUGUGAUAGUUGCAAUCAAGGUUACCAUAUGGAUUGUUUAUCGCCACCACUUAGCUCUAUUCCUGAAGGUACUUGGUAUUGUGAUAAUUGUGUUGGUUCCGAAGAGGAUGACGAUGUAGAUGAAGAUAUUAAUUUUCUCUUUGAAGAUUUACGAGAUAUGGGUAUUCCUGAUGCCCAUUUACGUGUUACAGAAGUACAGCAGCCACGUAUAUUAAGAACGCGUCAAAAUGAACGCAUUCGUGCUGCAGUGUUGAGGCAUACAAGGUCCACACGUUCACAUACUGAAACUACCGUUACCGCGGCACAUAGAACAGGGCAACAACACAAUUCAACUAUCACUACAACAACUACAACACGUACAACUAGAUCUAGAAAUGUAGCCAAAGUACCUAAAAGGAGAAGAAGACGUCGUAGACGUGCCCGACAACGCACUUAUGUUGUAGAGUAUGACUUAAAUAAUUAUGAUGAAAAAUUUGCUAUAAAAACAUCUAAGAAAGUUAUAAAACGAAGAAGACGCAAACAGCGAUCAAAAUCAAAAAUUGAACCAAGAGUACGUCAAACAGCUAGUAAACGUUUAGCAGAACAAAUGGGUGUAAAACAGGAGCCUACAUAUAAUUCGCUUACAUCUGGUACAGGAGCAGGGUUGUCUCUAAUGGGUAAUGCAAAUGAUUUAGAAUAUUUUUCUGAUAGCGAUAAUGGUGGUAUGGAAAGUCAAAUUGAAAUUGAUACUGGCGGACACGGUGCUGCUGUACAAACUUCUGUACGCAUAUCGAGUUAUGGACCACAAAGAUCUCGGAAGAACAUAUUGUUAGGAAGAUUAAAAAGAGGUAGUGGAGCUAUAGCAACACCUGCUAUAAAUAAUAAUAAUAAUAAUAGUAAUAAUACCGAUUUACUCACGAGUAUAAUGAAUAUACAAAAUCGUUGGCUAAACGCCAGCCGCAGUUUAGCUAAUGUGCAUAUAAAUUCUGAUGGUUCUUUAAAUCUAGAAGAGAGCGAACGCCGGUUGGAACAAAGAAAAAACACUACAAGUUCAACUACGGAACCAACACUAAAACUAGAUAACAACAAAGCAACAAAUACUCAAGAAAAAAGUACGCAAAAUCAGCAAAAUUCAGUAACAAAUGCUAUAAUGCAAGCACCAAUGUAUCCGCAAAGCGGAGGCACAAAUAGCAAUUUUAACAACAGUGGUGGCGGUUACAAUAACCGUUUCAAUAAUACAAAUAAUUACCGUGGAAAUGGAAACCAAUAUAGACACUCUACAGGUGGUAUGAUGAAUAAUGGGAGCAAUACAGGAAAUGGUGGUAGUAAUUAUAAUAAUAUGGGUGGUCCAGGAAAUUUUAACUACAACAACACUAACUACAAUAAUCAUAAUCAAAAUGCUAAUUUUUCACCAUUCAGUAUGCGUUUCAAUCAACGUAAUCAGCAAAAUAAUCAACGCAAUAAUAAUAACAAUCAAAUGCAACAACAACCGCAAGUAAAUCAAAUGCCACCAAGUAGAAAUUCGACUAUUGAAAACGCUUUCAGUGGAUUACCACCACCACCAAUCGCAGCACAGAUGGAAAACCAAUUAUUUAGUGGUUUACCACCAGCUAUCAGGAUGCAACCACCACCGGUGCAACAACUUGCCUCCAAUCCACCUUUAACUGUUGGACCACCAUUAUUAACAGUACCUCCACCACCUACUCCACCAUCUGCCGUACAAUUACCCUGGACAAAUUCUUUAUUUCAGUUGAGUAAUGAUUAUGGCAAUGAAGAUGAUUCAAAUUGCCCAAAUUUCUCAGUUUAUUCAGCUGAAUCUCAAGAACUUGUGAAGUCUGCAGAUUUACCAAGACAGCAACAAGAAAAUGAAUCAUCGAAGGAAGACGAUGAAAAUGAAGAUUUAGUACAAUUAGAUGACGACGAUGAUAUACCAAUGCCACCUGAUAAUAAACCUGUUGAGAAUUCUGAAUUGUAUGAACCAGAAAAUCCAACAGAAGAGAAUGAAGAUGAUGACGACGAUGAAAAUGAAAAUAAUAACAAAGAAAAUAAUGCUGAAGUUAAUAAAGACGAUGAUGAUAGUAAUAGUAAUACAGUGUGCGAUAAUUCUGCAACUGUAAUAGUAUAUAAAAAUAGAGUAGAUAAUGUUAAGGAUAAUGAUGAUAAGGGAAGUUCUAUGUCAACAAAUGACACGGUCAAUAGGAAUACUGCAAAUAUCGCUGAUGUUGAGAAUGAAAAAUAUAAUCCAGAAGAGGAAACUGAGUCUCCUAACAGUAAUUUAGAAUCUAUACACAAUCUGAACGAAAUAAGUAAUGUUGAUAAAAAUGCUGAAGAAAUCCCAAAAGAUAUGGAUAAUGACAAUGAGAUUAAUGGAGAGGAAAGUAAAAAAAAUCAGAUGUCACCUAGUUCCACAGAAUCAGAAAUAAAAUUACCAGGUAAUGAUAUGGUUGUUUCGAAUCGUAAAGGUGUUUUAGAUUUAUACGAUGACAGUGAUUGGGAAGAGCUUGAUAUAGAUAAACCUAAAGAAUAUAUGAAACAAACUGACAGUAAGGAACCUAAGAAAGCAACAGAAGAGCAACAGGCUGAAAAUGAAAAAGCUGAUGAAGCAGACGAUACUACAAUUGCACCGGAUCGUUCUUAUACUCCAUGUUUAGAUGAAAAUAACGAACCAGAGGAAAACGCAAAUACAAGUCCUUUAAAAGAGAUUACUACUAAAGAAGCUACUCCAAAACCUGAAGAGAAAGAAAUUAAUGGUGAUAAUACACCAACUGCAAACAAUUUAGUUGAAAUAGAAACAGAAUUAAUUUCCGAGGAGGAGGAAAAUGUUCGUAGCAAAAAUAAACGUCGUAGUGAUAAACAUGACACCAAUAAAGAAACAUUUAAAAAAGUUAGUAACAAACAAAAGAUAAGGAAUUAUCGCAGUGAAAAACAAUUUAAUAAACGUAAUGAUAAACGACGGUAUUCUCGGUCCACAUCUAAAUCGAGGUCUAGAUCCAGGUCAAAAUCAUUCUCACGGUCAAAAUCACCCCGCGGUCGUGGGCGUAAAAGAACACGUUCACCUUUUUAUAAUAGAUCAAAUAAAGAAAAUCAUAAUUAUCGUCACAAUAAUAGAGAUUGGGAUGAUUCAGGUAGAAAUAAUAUGGGGAAAUUGCAUAGACAGCGACCAAAGCGCCGUGAAAUGCCGCGGUAUGAUGUGCGUAAUAUAAUUGGUACACAAAGAACAGUAAAGGACCGUUAUGGUCGUGAUACUUCUAGACAAUUACGUAAUAGUAGAUCAGCAAGUCGCGAGCGCAGAUUGCAUUCAUUUUCACGAUCACGUACUUCUUCAUUAUCGCCACGAAGAAACAGACGUAGCAGUUUUAGCAUGUCUCCUACACCACCAGGUGUUCAUCGUAUAUCCAUAUCGCCCCGUCGUUUCGCUUCUCCCCCACGUCACUAUCAUUCACCAAGAAGAUUUACGCCACCACGUCAGCGCGCGCGCAGUACAUCACGUUUACGAUCUCGUUCUAUUUCACCAUUACCACGUAUGAACAAUCGCAAAGUUAUUAGACACAUGCGAAAUGUUUCGCCCAAUAUACGAUCAAGAUCCCGUGCACGUUCUUUUUCACCAUCUCCAAGAUAUACGCCGCGUUUAAGUCGAAGCCGUUCAAAAAGUCCAUUUAAUGCAGUUAAAAGCAAAAAGAAAAAAACAAAAGAUCGUAAAAAGAAAAAAAAUAAAAAAAGAGCUUUAAGCUUGAGUCCAGAAACCAAUCGACGGAUCUCACGGCAACAAGAUCCAUUUAUUGAAAAUGCACCUCCAAAAAAGAAACGUCAUGUUGUAUCGAAAAAUAAAUCACCAGUUGAUGAACAAACAUGGUCUCCGUCACCCAGUCCACCGCCACCUUUAUUAAAUUAUGAACGUGAACGUGAAAAUAAUAUAUCCUGGACGCCGCCUAUUACAACAAAUCGAAUUUCACAAAUUUCACGUGACGAUUAUGCACCUGUUCUUCGUAGAAGUAGUUCUAUACUCAGCAAAAAGGAGAAACGAAAGCGCACUAAAAAAAAGAAAAAAACAGAGAAACGUAAAGACACGACGAGAAAAGACAAACGACGUCAACGACGUACAAAAACUCCAGAGCCUGCACCCUCAAAAGAAGUUUUUGCUUCUGGAAAUAAUAUACUUGUCAGCGUGAGCUUUAAUAAAGAAACUACAAACCAACAACCACAACAAACCACUGUUGUUACAUUGCCUCCUACUCGUGAGGACCUAUUAACAUCGCGACGUAUAUCCAUAGAUCAUGCAGCUAAUGCAAAUGCUGCAAAGAAAAGAAAAGAAAAACCUCAUAAACGUAAAAAAAUUGAUGCUAAGCCAAUUGCUAUAAUUGAUUUGGAUCGUUCACCAUUCCAAAUACAUCAAGAGCCCACAGAUGUUAUAAUAUUAACUGACAGCGAAGAUGGACGUGAAAAUGAACGAGAACAACGUCGCGAACGUCGUCAAAGUAUACAAUCUGUAAAUGACAACAUAGAGCAUCGUCAACAACUGACCACUAGUGCACGUGUUAGUGUUCAGCAUGAACAGACACCACCACUAGAACGUUUGGAAACUAUUAUGGAAGAAUCAUACGAAUUACAACAAACUGGACCUAAAACACCACCUGAACCUCCAAUAGUAAAAUUCAAUAUAAAUAGCAAAAAACAAAAUAAAAUACGGAUUAAUCCUUUACACGAUGAACAGGAAAUGCAAUCGGAAACAGAAUCACAAGAAAGACCUGAACAAGAUGAGCAUCGACAGGACGUGGAAACUAUACAUACACACAAUAAUCAAAAAAUUGGACCAAAUACUCCGCCUGAUUCUGGUCCUUGUUCGCCGGAUGCCUAUGAUCCAUUUGAACCGACUAAAUCACCAUCGAUGUCGCCACGUUCUCCGUCACCAGCACCAAUCGAUACUUCACAAAACUCUAUUAGUGAGUGCGGUGCAGAUGGUAUCUCACAAAAACAUGUUGAAGAGCAAAGACAUUCCGGCGAACGAAAUGCGCAACAAAUUUCUGGAGGUACCAGUAGCGGUAUAACUACACAGAGUACGACCAUGAAUCCUGUUGAAUUAGUAAUGGCUUUAAUGAACACAAAAGUCAAUAAUAGUCAAGAUUUAGCAAAUAAGUCGAAUGAAUCGCAAUAUACCACUUCAACACAUAUGCUAAGUAGUGGCGUACAUGGAAGUACUCAUGAUGAUAACAUGGGUGGAAUGCGUGAAAAAUCUGAUGAUAACAUUACAGUAAUAUCGAAUGUAUUAAUUUCAACUUGUGUAUCCCAACAAUCACAGCACAUACCUAGUAUAUCUAGUCCAACACCUCCAGUCAAUAAAACUUCACAAGUUUUAAAAUUACCUUUACCAAAAGUAGGUGGCAGUGUAGGCAGUAGCAGUGGAGUAGGACUGCCUGCAAUAAAUAACAAUGUGCGCAACGGCACAGCUGAUGACAUAUUUAAUAUAAAUGACACUGAAAGUCCAUAUUCACCCGGAUCUGCUGAUUAUGAAGAUCUAUUUGAACCGCCACCAGACACAAACAGCAAACGACGAACAAAACGCGCCGGUAAAGGCGAUGUAUUUGAUAAUCUAUUUGGUAGCUCUUCUCCAGUGAAUGCUUUACGUCUACCCACUUACACACCAUCGCGAAAACAAAAGCAAAAUGCAUAUGGCGUUGCAAAUAAAAAUAAAUCAAAAGGUAAAUCUAAUGAUGAACACCUUAAAAUGUAUGAUGAAAUGCCCAAUUCUGCUGUCGAUUUACAAGUUAAAGAUAGGUUUUUACGUAAGCUAAAUCGACAAGAAAGAGUUGUUGAAGAGGUGAAAUUGGUGUUGAAACCACGUUUCAACAAAAAGCAGAUCAGCAAAGAGGAUUACAAGGAAAUUAUGCGCCGUGCUGUGCCAAAGAUCUGUCACAGCCGCUCCGGCGAAAUCAAUCCUCAUAAAAUUAAAAAUCUGAUCGAUGCUUACGUGAAAAAGUUCCGCGCUAAGAAUAAGAAAUUGACACUUUUGAACACUGGACAAGUGAGCAGUGCGGUGAAGUGCGCUGCAUAUCUGAAAAAGUUGUAGGAGGAAAAUUCAAUUAACUUGUUUUCAUAAUGGAAAAAAAUUUAAAUAAUAAAAAAUUCUAAACAAAUUAUUGGCAAAUGAAAACACAUUUCACACAUGUGGGCUGAAAAACAUUAACAGCUCAAUAUUUUUAAUAAAAAAUAGUGUAAAUUAGUUUUUAAGUAAAAGUUAUUGAAUGAUUCUUAUGUUCUGCAAUAAGCAAAUAAGCAAUUAUUUUCUAUAUUAGUACCAUAUUAUUUAUUUGAUUGUAUAUUCACUAUGCCUAUAAUACGAAUAGUUUAUAAUAAAUACACUUAUUU